CACCCCCAUUUAAUUAAAUUGCUGUUUUUUUCUCAUUUCCAGACGGCAUUGAUUGGCACGUUACGUCGGUAUUGAUAACUUUAAAAAAAAAAAAAGUCAAGUGCAAUGUCUCGGUUUGAAAUAUUCCGGGACUUGACAUCUGCACAGCUCGCACUUGUUUCGUCGCUCCGUUUCUUUGUUUUUGGCACGUUAUUCCGCAUUAUCUCUCUCGAUCUUCUUUCUUGUCAUUCUUGCUCUUUUCGCUCCGCAUUUCUCGUUUGCUUCGCUUAGUUUGGAUGACUUUUUUUUUUUUGGGGAGGGGGUGCUGCUGCUACUGCCGCUGAUGGGGCGGAUAGAGAAUGGUAAUCAAAGCGUGUGAACGGAGGGAAUCCAGCCCAGAUAUUUAGUGCAGCCAGUGAGGAGAAAAAAAAAAAAAAAAGCUCUUCAAUAUUCCCCAAGAUGGCCGCCGAUGUGGGAUCGAUGUUUCAAUAUUGGAAGAAAUUUGAUCUACGGCGGCUUCAGAAAGAGCUCAACUCGGUGGCAUCGGAGCUGGUGGCCCAGCAAGAAGAGAGCGAACAUUCCCACAAGCGUCUGGUCGAGCUCAGCCGGGAGUUCAAGAAGAAUGUACCAGAGGAAAUUCGUGAGAUGGUUGCACCUGUCCUCAAGAGCUUCCAGGCACAGGUGAGUGCCUUCUUCUCCAAGUUUACGUCAAGUGGGAAAUGUGCCAGAUCCGUAACCUGGGCAAGUGGGAAUACAGCGCAGUGUUGAGUGCGGCCUCUUCUCUGAAACUUUGUAUUCAUGUAUUCAUGGGUUGUGUUUUUUUUACUUUCCUUAUAAUUUGACGUCACCCACUAAUUGCAGCAGA
Polypterus senegalus (gray bichir) is the source of this 844-nucleotide messenger RNA. RefSeq names its product homeobox protein cut-like 2. NCBI's taxonomy places the organism in Eukaryota, Metazoa, Chordata, Cladistia, Polypteriformes, Polypteridae. Bases 439 to 747 code for a protein of 102 amino acids. The record is from RefSeq and is a predicted model, not a curated record. The transcript is spliced from 3 exons.